AUGAAUCUGCCAUCCUCAGUGAAAGCGCCGGACGCAGACUCGCCCCACUCCUUCCGCGCAGAAAGUGAGGCGGCGACAGCGCACAAGCCUCUGAACCUUCGCUCCACCUCACCAGCCGCGUCACACCUACCAUUGGUUCGCUCUUCUUUGUCCUCCUCGCUGUCGUUGUCUCUCCAGCUGCAUCAUUCAAGUAGCCUCGCCAACAGUGCAGCUCUGCCAGGAGCUCGUCGGCGGACGGAUAACUCACCACUGCGGCCGCCACAGGGCGCGGCAGUCGGCAUCGCAGAGCUUGUCGCGCCGCACGUGCGACAGCUGUACAACACAGAGGUGCGCUCCUGUGGCCACCCGCAGCGACUCUACAUCAAGGUUCCGGUAAGCCUGAGCAGUAGGGCAACGGAAAGGGACCGCCAAGGCGGGGGUGCACCACUACGCCAUAGCGCAGCCCCUGACACAGAAGGCACGGAGGCAGCAACCCCACGUCACCCAACAGGUAGCCCAGUACACGCCUUCGCGCCUCCUCUCGCUCCUGUCAGCAACACCACCGCGGAGGCCACCCCGUCGGCGAGGGACGCUCUCCACCGACUGCCAUCACCGCCCUCAGCGUCUCCUGCAGCGUCGGUGUCGCCCUACGGAACCGAGAGUACGCGGGUGUCGCUGGGAUCAGAGCCGCUGCCAGUGAUUGUGACCGACGGGGUGCACACCCCACCCUCCUCAGCGUCCGCCUCCCCCGCGCCCGCGGAAACGGCAGAGAUGAGCGAUACCAAAGCCCACCGUGAAGAUGAAAACAACAAGCAGCUCCCCCACGAGCCUCAGCAGCAACACCAACGCCGCGGCGGCAGCGAAAGAGGACUGCACUCCGCACCACCACUGAUGGAGGCGCAAACGCUGAUCGCGGCCCCCUCAACGCUCAUUCACGCGACCUCAUCGAUCCUCCCUUCUCCGCACCAGCGUUCCGUCUUAGGAGGCACAGAGGAGCGCGACAUCGACGUGAACGCGCCAGUGGAGAACACUACACACCACAUUGCAAGCGUCCACACGAGCCCUGCCGAGGUUCACCUGAUGCAAGAGGGGGUCCCUUCGGCAGUGACGCCAUCCUGGGUGGGCCGCGAGGCUGCAGCAGCAACGGAAGGCACCGUGAAUUAUUCUCCACCAGCGUCGACUGCGUCCUCCGUCACCAGCCGCGAGGAGCUUGUAGGCGAUGACUUGGAUGACAAGGCUGGUAGCGACGACCGCGAAGUAUCCGGCGAUGUGCGCAGCCUGCCGGAGAGCGAGGUUGAGGGGUGGCUGUUGGGCGCUUCAGUCCAACCAUCAGCCACUGCAGAGGUGGAACAGCAAGAGCGACCUCACUCAUUGCAGCUCACCAAGGCAGAGACGCCGGAGAUGUCUCCGUCGCUGAGCAGAAGCGGUGAGGAACUCCAGGAGAAUGUGUCGGUAGAUACGAGCCGAUCGCCUGUCGAUUCCUCUCUCCCACGUAAACUCUCAACUCUGCAGCACAGCGACGAUGAUGGCGACGCGACGGUGGAGGCAGUAGUGGUGGAACUGGCCCAGCAGCAGCAGUCAAGGUUUGAGGACAUCACGGUGGCCGAGCGCACUAUCCCCCCCGCUGCCACCUCGUACUCCCCAGUAGAGCUACUGGAAGGUGAAGUGGAGCAGGCUCUCUCGGCCUUGGCUAAUCCUGAGUCUUCAGCUGUCAGCGACGGCAGAGCCGACAACGAUGCCGUAGAUACCGUGAUGCCGGACACAGACGCGCUUGAGGGUGUCGGCGCUGCCGCCGCUGCGGAUGUUGUGGCGAACGUGGUGAACACACGGCAGCUGGUAGAGAGCAGCGACGUCAGUGACGCGGAAGGCGACUGUGCGGUCGAGGAACUAGUUGAAAGUGCUGACUUCUCUUCGGCAAAUGACUUCGAAAGCGCAUCACGGAGCGUGCUGGCCGAUGCUGUCGCUGGCAGUGAAGAGGUGAUGGAGGAUGUGCAGAAGCAGCAACACAGAACGCUGAUCCCAUGUGCAGUGGACGCGAUAGUGUCAGCGAACAGUGUGGCGGCUCGCUCUUCCUCGUCUGGUCGCGUCCUCAUGCCACCACCGAUGCCGCGCGCAGUACCUGCAGAGAUGACCACCGGCGGCUACGCUGGCCGCAUUUCUUCCUCGGAGGUGUCGCGGGUGAGCGGCAUUGAAGCGGACGCCGAGGCGCACCUGCGCGGCUAUUUGGAUGACAAUGUCGCAACCUGCGGGGCGGCGCGUGCGCGCGACACAUCGUCCUUGACCACAACGCUGCCACCGCCACCCUCGGUCGUUCACACAACCGACAUGUGGCGCUGGCCCCCGCAACCCGCUUCCUACGACAGCAGACGUCACCACCACCAUCAGCUGCGCGACGGUGGACGGCAGCAGUCGUGGCCACUGGGUGCCCUCUUCCAACGCCGUCCUGUCGCACGUGACCUGCUGGCGGAUGUGAACGCCAUGUAUGACGAAGAAGAUUCAGGGGGGAAGUACACUGCAUGGCAGCCACGCAGUCUAGCUCAGGGCGAGGGCAGCGACAAUCGCCUUUUACCACAGCAUGCAUCACCGUCAGCAGCAGCAACGACUCCGCCAAGUCUGCCCUCAGUGGUCACCGCUGACACGCUCGUGCUGGCGCACCGGCGCAUUAUCGCAGACUCGUCUCUCAACGAGCUGGUGGAGCUCGAGCGGGAAGGCCGGCGGAUGAUCAUCUUCGACAUGCUGCAAGACAGAGAGGCAGUGCUGCAGGAAGAAGAAGUCGACUUCAGCAUCCUCUCGCUGCUGUCUCACCGCGCGCUGACAGUCGCGGCGGCGGCGGUGCCGCGGCCGGCCUGGGUACCUCCAUUGUCACCGUCGCCUCUCUCCCCACCCACCCCCAACUCCAUAUCGCACUCCGUGGCGGCCUCAUCGCUUGCAGGCUUUAUGGUACCCCCGCCAAGUGGCGCGGAGGUCGAGCAACUGCGGCGCGCGCGUGCACUACCCGGCUGCUUCUCGCUCGGCAUCGUCAGUUCGGCCCUGUUCGCCGACGAGCUACUACAGCGCGAAAUUGUCGAGGGUGAGGAGGACAGCGCACGCACGAUGCUCCAGCGGCUUUCCCAGUGCGACGCAGAUGCGCUGAAUCCGUGCAGCAUCUUUAUGCAAGAAGCACUGGCGCGCCAGCGGCUGAUGGCGAUGGCGCAGCUCGAACUUCAGCAGACGUGGUUGCUGGAGAACUCGCCUGCAGCUGGCGCUUUGGAGCUGCUGAGCAUUGGCCGUGAGUUAGGGCUUUGCUCCAUGAUGGAAAACGACGAACGCCGCAAAGUGAUCGAGAAGGCAGAGCAGCUGGGACGGCAGCGGCUGCAAGAACUGCACUGGCGUGGCGUGGCAGCUCGACUGCGCCAGUGCGAGCUGCUGCGGGCCUCCAUAGACGUGGCGCUGCGCGAUGCCAUCGAGGACGCCUUGUUUGACGAGACGCAGGCACGUGAGGAGUUGCGGGUAGAGGCGAUUCGCGAGAUGACGAGGCUACUGGAGUCGGCGAGUGGCACCGCGGUGCGAGGUGCUAUGCGUCAACGUCAUCAGCAGCGGGGCACGACACCACAGCGCUGGAAUGAAAAAGCGCACGUGUUGGCAACAAGCGUGGCGCCGUUGCAACUUUCUGCCAGGAGCGCAGCAGCGGAUCGAGAAAGUGACGCGCCGGUCGGAAAGGACGACGAUAGCGACUGGGACGUCAUGGCGGAGGUAGUGAGCGACUUUUACGGUGGCUGCUCUGCUGCGGGCUCCGACGCAGAGCGGCCACCUGUCUCCGCAUCCUCCCUGUCUUCCCCUACCACAACCACUGUGUCCUCCUCACUGCCCAUCUCUGAAGCGUCGCCAGAACAUCACAUGGCGACCACAGCAGUUACAGCGGCAGCGGCAGCGGCGGCGGCGAACGAUGGCCCGGCUCUGGUGGCAGUCGACGCACCGAACUUCUUUGAGUGGGAUCCAACUUCGAACUCUGCCUCCUCUCCCUCGACGGGGUCUAAAGCGCGAAAGCCUCAUCCGUCAUCAUCUCAGCAGCAGCAGCACACGUCGACCUCUUCUCCUUCACUGCACUUGACCCACCUGACGGCGCUGACGACCACAACCGCAGGGAAUACAACGGGCGUCACCACGAGCAGCGGCGGUGGCACUUCACAAGGGAGACAAGCGCCUGCCACACACGCAAGCGGCAACACGACGUCCGAUAGUCGUCGGUCACCGACGACGGUACUGCCGACAGAAGAAGAACAGCAGAAGCUCUUGUGGGGGCACGAGCGCGUUAGCCCUGCUGAGGUGAGCGCGCUGCGGCACGCGCUGCGGUGCGCUGAAGCAGCGGCACGGGACAGGUACCGCGCCUCGCGCUGGGCCGAGGUGAUCAUCGAGGAAGGCAAGGCAGCGCCAGCAUGGCAGCACGACCACGAUAGCUCGACAGUGGUGUCGGCGGCGAACCUCCACGAUGGGGUAGCAGAGAGCCGCAGCACACCACCACCGCUUUCCCUACGCAAGCAGCAGCACCACAUGGACAGCGUUGACGGUGUGGCUGAUGGGCCACGCCAGCCACGUACGGCGUCGCACUUGGGUCACGCCUCCACCACUCGUGGCCCACUCUUCAUCAACCGUCACACGAUCCCCUGCUCUCUGUGCCGCUCUCCUCGCCGCAACUAUGCUGCACUGACGGGGAAGUACACCCUACAGCGUGAGCCUCAGUCAUCCUCGCCACUGCUUGCAGCUGCCACCAUCUCGACCUCAUCGCCUUCGACGCCCUCGUCAUGCUCGCCCCGUCCGUACGCGGAGGGGGACGUAUACGCGUACCACCCACAACGGACGCGGCACAGUAAGCCGGCACGCUGCGCUGCAUUUGAGGGGCACCCCGAUCCUCGCGUUCCAUGGGAGCGCCCCGGCGAAAACAUCGGCGACGAGGCGGCCGUGAGCAGCGCGGAGGCGAUGCUCCACUUUUUCACUAACAGCGCUGCCGAUGCGCCUGCGCCCGCCUCCGAUCCAACGUUGCAGAGGCCAGCGCGCGAAGUGUUCUCGGCUCGACGUAGUUGCACACUCUCAGCCGCAGCAUCAUCACACGUGCCCUUGGCAGCAACGGUGCCACUCGUCCCUGCGUCUUCCACCGCUGCCACGCACACCGGUGGGCCAGUUGUGCUCGAGGUGAUCAUGGACAGGCGCGCGAGGGGGCUGUCGCUGGCGGCAGACGUCACCGUGUCCCCCAUGAGCCCCUCCACGUGCCUCAGUCAAAGUCCGAUGCGUGCGCGUCCUCCUCAGGCGUACGCAGCCCCGACAGCUGUGUGGGCCAGGUACGUGCAGGAACAGCAGCUGGUGCGCUGCGUCAGGGACAGGGGCGUCACCAAAGAUGACGACGGUGAGCGCGCCUUGUAUACAUCGUUCGCGACCCCAGUAAGAGACGGCGGCGCCGCCACCCAGGUGAACCCAGAUCAAAGCGGUUGCUCUCGGCGUCGCUGGGAACAUGCGGAGGACUACGCAGGGCAGCAUGUCAGCGCGCCUUCAGCGCCGCUCCUCAUCACGCGACUACCACUGGAGUGUGGCCCUGGCGUGUGGACGUCAUCGCCGCGUGACGCACACGGCGCCGUGCAUGUGGUGGCCACAACAACGCCGCCGUGCUCACGCCCGGCACCGGCAAAGCUGGCCGACGCCUUUUCCCACUCGGCCCGCACGGGCGACGUCGUGCGCUUGCCAACGACGGUGGCGGAGCUCCUGCAGCACCCGCAGCACACGCGCCUCCCCCGCCCCACUUCCACCAUUUCUGUGAGCCCGAUGAAGCGGUUGUCGUGCGACUUGGCUGAGGAUCGUCACGCGCUCCGUCAGCAGCCCGCCCCGUACAGGUACGUGGACGUCUUCUACGGGAACAGAGAGCAGCCACCCCGCCGCAACGCUCAAGCGCUGCCCCCUUCAACCAGCGUGUUAGUGCAGCCUUAUUCGACUUCCAGCUCCGCCUUCAUUGCCGCGCGCUGCGCAGCCGUGCGCGAGCGCGAAAUCCAGCAGGAGCUACGGCAGCACCUGCAAGCGCCAUCACCGUCGCAGGCACGUCGAGCGCCACCGUCGCCGUCCCCAGCCCGUGCAGGUCGCACUGCAGCAUCGCGACGGGCGUCAAGCACGAAGUUUCCCUCCGCUCUCCUCACAACGGCGGCGGCAGCGGCAGGAGACGUGGAGGAGGUGCUGACAGAUGAAUCGGCGGAGCCGGAAGACUUCUACUUCGACGACGAUGAUGCCUUCAUGCCGCGGUCGACGGCAGUAGCGAGUCGAGUCGGACGUCAUCGCGCAGUAGAGCUGCGCCGCCAACAGCUACAGCAGUCUUGUCGUGGCGCAAUGCGCCCCACUGCCCGGCCUCCCGCGUCCCCACCAGCCCCACUGUCGUAUCAACAGCAUCGGCAGAGUACGUCAGACGCGGCGAGUAGGAACCACGGCGACGAUGGAAACCGUGUACCGCCACCUGGCGGCCGUAGGCUCCCUGCCCCCUCCCUUUCUGCUCGCACGUCGUCGUUCUCUCUGCGCCGGGGAUUGAUGGCCACACCGUUGACGUCACCAUUGACGGGUGCUGUGCCUGCUGGCGCUGGAGGAGGCGCCAGCAGGCCCGUGGGGUUCAUCCAACCACAACAUCCUCCGCAGCGGACGGGUGCGGAACAGCAGUGGGGGCAACGCCAUCCGAAACAGCGGCGAGCGCAUCCACUGGCAUGA
Molecule: messenger RNA, 6693 nt
Organism: Leishmania braziliensis MHOM/BR/75/M2904
Lineage: Eukaryota; Euglenozoa; Kinetoplastea; Trypanosomatida; Trypanosomatidae
Exons: 1
Coding region: 1-6693 (2230 amino acids)
Source: RefSeq, a predicted model, not a curated record